Linnemannia hyalina is the source of this 3330-nucleotide messenger RNA. The record is from the annotation of a GenBank genome assembly. Lineage: Eukaryota; Fungi; Mortierellomycota; Mortierellomycetes; Mortierellales; Mortierellaceae.
AUGGGCGAGUCGGACGCGAAUGAGGCAGGAGACGGAGGAAAGCGCGGCCUUGACUCGUUCACUUCGUUCGAGCUGGUCAAGACGCUAAACACCUAUGCAAAGACAUCCAACAAAACCGUCAUUAUCUCCAUCCACCAACCUCGAUCAGAGAUAUACCAUUUACUUUCAGAGAUGGACGGCGGAUUGGUUCUGCUCUCCCAAGGUCGCAUCGUCUACAGCGGGCCAUUGAACCAGGCUCUGUCAUGGUUCGUGUCGAUGGGCGUAGAGCCCUGUCCGAUCGACAUGAACCCUCUCGACUAUAUCAUGGACCACAGCGUCUUAUCCAGUCAGACCAUCCAAGACGCUUCCCGUGUGACACCCUUCCAUCCUCUUCGUAUCAACACCAAGGGUGAAGCAAUCGAUUCCAAAAAAUACCCUGAAUCUCCUGGCUCCACCACCACCAUGUUGGACACGACACUCAGCCGAAUGGAUUCUUUCUCGAGUAAGAAUCUCCUGACCGAUGUACCGAACCAAACUCAGGAUCAGCACCUUCAGCUCUCUGACACCACCCAUAAAGGACAUGAAGGAGUGAGUCUUUGGACUCAGGUGGCGACCUUAUCGCAGCGUCACUGGAUCAACACUAGACGGAACGCACUGUAUUUCUGGGGAACGAUGGCGGUCUACAUCGUCUUUGCUAUUAUGGUCGGAGCCGUCUUUUGGAACCUGGAUGGAAGCUUCGAUGGCAUCCGCGGACGUGCUAGUGUCAUCUACGUGAUUGGCUCCUUUCAGCCUUAUCUGCUGUCCAUCUUGACCGUUUACAAGGGCGUGGCGGAUAUGAAGGUGUAUGAUCGGGAGAGAAAAGAGCGGAUGUACAGUCCUGCAGCAUUCAUCAUCAGCUACUCGUUGUGCCAAAUUCCUGUCAAUGUUGUGGCAGCUGUUGUUCACACGAUCAUUAUCUACUACAUGACUGGACUUCGCACGGAUGGGGUGUACUGGGUGGGAUGGUUUCUCGUCACCAGCAUUCUUCUUCAAUGCUCCAUUUCGGCCAUGGCGAUACUUGCCAUUGCUUUCGAGCGGGAUUUUGAUCGAGCGGCUCUUAUCAGCGGAUCCUUUUACAUUUGCUCUUCUUUGACCGCCGGGUUUAUUAUUCCUACGAAUCAAAUACCAAGAGGCGUUCGCUGGAUCGAGACCAUCUCCUUCCAUCGCCUCGCCUAUCAAACAUGGACCAGCCUCGAGUUUACAGACAGACGGUUCGCCUGUCCCUUUCAACUCUCUCCAACCUCUGUUACCAACCCUGACUCGCUCGACUUAUGGGAUCCGGUGAGGUGUGUGCCAUGGGAAGGAAACACGAUCCUGGUAGACAUCCUCCAAGUGAAGCCUCAUGCCUACCCAAAUCGACUGGUCUAUUUCGCAGCGCAUUAUUUCGGCUACCUUCUGCUCGCCUGGUUGAUCUUGGUUCUCUUCCCCAAGAAGGAUUCCCUGGCCAGCUCCCGGAAAUCGCCCAUUGAAAAUAUGCUCCUCCCUUUCGCGCGCUUGUUUGUCAGCCGCAAAGGAGUCAAGAAGUCGUUGGGUAAGAGGAGGACUGAGAGGCACAGCUCGGAAAAGAAAGAAUCCUUGGAGGGUGAGUCGGAGAUCCGGGUGGACAUCCCUGGCCAUGAUAGACCGGCACGUGUGUCUGUCACCAUUCGGGUUGUGAACUUGUCGUUGUCUUUGGUCAAGCGUGGUCUCAUUGAGCGGGCUGGGAUUUCUCAGACGUCUGACUCUGACGAGGCGAACAAGGUGCUAUUGGACAAAAUUGACAUUGUCAUUCCACCAGGAAAGCUAACCGCCAUUCUUGGAGGGAAUUAUGCUGCCCAGCUUGGUAUGGGCAAGACCUUGUCGGCAGCCGAGAAACAUGCACGAGUCGAGGAGGUGAUCGAGCUGAUGGGCCUUCAAGACUGCGCCACUGUAAAUAUUGGAAACAGUGAUAAGUCGGGAUGCUCGGGCGGUCAACGAAGACGCGUUUCUAUCGGGAUGCAACUUGUCAACGAGCCUGCGUGUCUGUUUCUUGAUGAGCCCACCAGUGGUCUUGAUGCCUUGACAGCGCUCUCGGUGAUGCAGACGCUGAAAAAGGUUGCAGCAUCGGGUCGAACGGUCGUGUGCACGAUCCACCAACCGCGAGUGGACAUUUGGGAGGAGUUGGAUGAUGUUCUUUUGCUUGUGCGUGGUGGAAGGCUGGCGUAUGCGGGUCGAGCCGAUCAGGCCAUAGAUCACUUUGAGCGUGCAGGAUAUUCCUUGCCGCUCUACACCAACCCUCCUGACUUUAUGAUCGACACGUCGUCAGUCAACUUUCGAUCGCGCGAACAGGAAGCAGAUUCCAGGACCACCAUCGACACCCUGACCACGUUUUACCAGCAGGAGCGGGCAAAGAGAUUGCUCAAGGCGGCUGAAUCAGGAGCUACUGGUGGUACUGGUGCUGGUCACGGUAGUUCUGAGGAUACACUAGGCACAGAGAUCCCUCACCAUGCAGAGUUUAUCUCCGCCACCAGCAUUCUGACCCAACGCAUGUUCAAGAACGCGGUCCGCCAACGUGGAGCAUACUUGAACCGGAUCAUGGAGCCGUUUCUUAUCAGCUUUUUCGUUGUCUUAUUCUACUGGGGUCUUGAGGAUACCCCCGAUGGGCUCUUAAAUCGCCUCGGUCUUUUCCACCAGCUCAUGGGAGGCGCCUUGUCUGGCCUUAUCAUCCACCUCGAAGUCUUUCCCAAGGAGAGCGGAGUAGCAUUCAGGGAAAUGUCGAACGGAAGCUACAGCGCAUCGUCGUUUCUGCUCGCCUACAUGCUCAACGAGCUCCCAAUAACAAUCCUAAGCUCGAGUUUGACAACGCUAUGGAUCAUGGCCGUCACAAGGCUCAAGGCAACCGUGGCAAGUACAGCGGUCAUGAUGCUUGUCAGCUUUGCAUAUACCACUGCGGGCGAGAGUGUUGGCAUUGCUUACUCAUGCUACUUUGUCUCCAGUGCUGGACUUGGUGUCGCCCUCAUGAACUCUACCCUUGUCUGGCUAUCAUUCCUGGCAGGAUUCCUAAUCGUUAAACUAUCACCCAUCUUCCAAAUCGUCAACAACGUAUCCAUCUUUCGCUACGCAUCCAUAUCUAUGGCCCUCGAAGAGUUCCGCGGUCUCCAAGUAAACAUACCCGCCGCCACCACCUCAUCAUUAUCACAACAAUUUUCUAGCGGUGAUGCUGUCCUCUCGUACCUGGGAUGGGAUAGUCAGAAUUUGGGAUUCAAUCUAGGCAUGAUUGUAGUAUUGACGGUCGCCUAUCGAUUGGUGGCGUGGGUUGUCCUGACCACCAGAGUCCGCUCCUUACUCGCCUAG